Messenger RNA from Diuraphis noxia (Russian wheat aphid), 441 nucleotides. RefSeq lists its product as uncharacterized. Lineage: Eukaryota; Metazoa; Arthropoda; Insecta; Hemiptera; Aphididae. The record is from RefSeq and is a predicted model, not a curated record.
AUGUCACUUAAGUUUAAUGAAGAGUUUAAAUACGCAUUACGUGACAUAGCAAAUAACUCUUUUAAGCUGGAAAAUGAAUUUGACAGAGUCCGUUGUACUGAAUGGGUUCAUAAAUUGGUGAUGUUGUCAGAUGAUUCUUUAGAAAAUAUAAAAAUUCGCAAUGAUUAUGCUCAAUAUUUACGUAUAAUGCUUAGAGCUGGUGUUCUACAUGGAAUAUUUUCCAACAGUCCACCAACAAUUUUAAUGCCUUUCCCUGAAGCCAUGGGAAAAUUGGUAGCAUCAAAAGUUCCAUCUCUUCCGCCUAUGGGACCAAUUAAUGUGUACAUGAAGCACUGGUCUCCGGACGGACGAGCUUAUGUGGCUAUAAAACCAAUACCUGGAAAAGGAGUACUAACUUACCUUUCAGUCACUCCAAUAACUGAUGGACAACAUAAUAAUUAG